GACUUGAUAAUGGAGGGAAUCUAAUAACCUCAUGUAAUUGUAUAUUGAUACCAAAAAAAAAAGCAAAGUGACUCAAUUGCAGCAGCUAAGAAGUGGGCAGUUGCUGAGAGCCCAGUGGGGGCGCUCGCCCACGGGCUUCCAGUCUGAAGCUCUGCACUGGCCGGCUCAGCAGUCCAUCUCCAGGCCUCGGGGGCGCACUCCACUGGCUUCCAGGGAACCUUUGUGUUCAUAAGGUGCCUCUCGAUCCCCUGCACAAGGGCCUCCUGGGGGAGUAAGGCAGGAAGCCGCUCUGUUGCCCUUACAGCCUUCCCUGUCAGCUGCAGUGUUUGCAGUGGGACCAGUUGCCAAAAAGCCACUUUAAACAGGCAUAACAUGCACAUGCGGUUUAUUGGCACUUAUCUUUGCUUUUAACUAUGCCUCAGGUAGACAGCGUUGAGUGACGUAAACUGGAACAUGGUAAGCUCACUGGUCGUCUUUUGCAGUCCAAACCAGGUUGCAGAAAAGGUGGCCUCAAGAAUCGCCGAGGGAUUCGGCGAUGCGGCCCUUGUCAUGGUAGACAACACUAAGUUUACAAUGGACUGCGUGGUACCUACAAUCCAUGUGUACGAACACCAUGAAAACAAAUGGCGGUGCAGAGACCCACACCAUGACCACUGUGAAGACUGGCCAGAGGCCCAGAGGAUCUCGGCGUCGCUCCUGGAUGGCCGGUCCUACGAGACGCUGGUGGAUUUUGAUGACCACCUGGAUGACAUUCGGAAUGACUGGACAAACCCGGAGAUCAAUAAAGCUGUUCUGCACCUGUGUUAGGGAGGGAGUUCACUGACUUGUCUCUGGGCAUUUCCACUACACUGAAUAAGAAAAGCUAUUUUUUAAUGUAAAUAAAAUCUUUCAGCCUUUGUGGAAAGCUGGCAGUUUUCAGAAGUGGUGUGUGCCUUGAAAGAGGGCAGAAUGGCAUGCCCGUCUGUCAUCUUUUUAAUGCAGAGCCUCUAGAAGAGGCACAGGCUGUCCCACCUGACUGUCCCUGUGGGGUCCUUCCCAGGUGUAUGUUGCUAUAAUUCUCCAAAUCAAAGCUAUUUCUGCUUGUCCAAGAUUGUUCCUAUUAAACAGUUUUAACUAAC
This is a messenger RNA of Manis pentadactyla (Chinese pangolin), 1118 nucleotides long. RefSeq names its product ER membrane protein complex subunit 8 (gene EMC8). The record is from RefSeq and is a predicted model, not a curated record. Gene Ontology annotation, cellular component: EMC complex. The coding region runs from base 454 to 807 and encodes 117 amino acids. The transcript has 3 exons. Lineage: Eukaryota; Metazoa; Chordata; Mammalia; Pholidota; Manidae.